Molecule: messenger RNA, 2597 nt
Organism: Myripristis murdjan (pinecone soldierfish)
Lineage: Eukaryota; Metazoa; Chordata; Actinopteri; Holocentriformes; Holocentridae
Gene: abcd1
Product: ATP-binding cassette, sub-family D (ALD), member 1
Exons: 18
Biological process (GO): peroxisome organization; very long-chain fatty acid catabolic process; long-chain fatty acid import into peroxisome
Cellular component (GO): peroxisomal membrane
Molecular function (GO): ABC-type transporter activity; ATP binding; long-chain fatty acid transmembrane transporter activity
Source: RefSeq, a predicted model, not a curated record
GUGUGUGUGUGUGCGGCUCUCGGGUUAAAGUGUGUGUGAGCUGUGAAGGUCGUUUCAUGUUCGGACACCAAACAAACUUCCUGUUGUCCGGACCGUAGCGUUAGCGUUAGCAUUAGCAUUAGCAUCAGCAUUAGCAUUGUCAUUAGUUUUAGCUUUAGCUUAGCUUAGCUUAGCUCGGCUCCGCUCGGCGCACGGGGUUCCUCUGAGGCUCAGGCCGUCCUGCGGGCUCUGCUGGCAGGUGAGGCUCCAGGUGAAGCUCCAGGUGAAGCUCCAGGUGAGGCUCCAGGAGCUGACCCCAGGCCAGCCGGGGUCGUGACCUCUGGACACGCCCACUGAUGCUCUCCUCUGGUUGGCUGACGCCGGCUGUCAGAAUGCAGCUGGCCUAUGAGAAGCUGCCGGGUCGUUUGAGGUGGAGCUCACGGGCCCAGAGGCUGGCGGCCGCGCUGCUGGUCACCUACGCCGCCAGGAAGCUCUGCCCCUACGUGUGGAGGAGGAUUCAGAAGAGAUCAGAGGGUAAACAGGUGGGAGGAGCCAAUCUAUGUGUGGGCGGAGUCGGCACCUCCCAGAGCUCACUGGACAAAGAUGGAGGGAAGAAGAGCCGUGACAGCAGGGCCCCUGCAGUGGACAGGGUGUUCCUCCUCAGGCUGUCCCGGCUGCUGAAGCUGUUGUUCCCCCGGCUGCUCUGUCCCGAGCUCGGCCUGCUCGCCCUGCACUCGCUCGCCCUCGUCUGCAGGACCUUCCUGUCCGUGUACGUCGCCACGCUGGACGGUGUGAUCGUCAGGUCCAUCGUGCAGAAGCGGCCCCGGGCCUUCGCGCUGCAGCUGUCCCGCUGGCUGCUGGUCGCCGUGCCGGCCACCUUCAUCAACAGCCUGAUCCGCUUCCUGGAGGGACGCCUCGCCCUGUCCUGCAGGAGCCGCCUGGUCAGCCACGCCUACCAGCUCUACCUCACCAACCAGACGUAUUACCGUGUCAGUAACCUGGACAGCCGUCUGUGUGACCCUGAUCAGUCUCUGACUGAGGACAUCUCUGUGUUCUCCGCCUCCGUCGCUCACCUGUACUCCAACCUGACCAAGCCUGUGCUGGACGUGGGGCUCACCUGUUACACCCUGCUGAGGACCGCACACGCCAAGGGGGCCAGCACCACGUGGCCCUCCCUCAUCGCUGGCCUGGUGGUGGCGCUCACGGCGAAGGUUCUGCGUUCGUGCUCUCCGAGCUUCGGGCGGCUGGUGGCGGAGGAGGCGAGGAGGCGGGGCCACCUGAGGCACCUGCACUCCCGCAUCAUCACCAACGCCGAGGAGAUCGCCUUCUACGGCGGCCACAAGGUGGAGCUGUCCCAGCUGCAGCGGGGCUUCGGGGCGCUGGCUUCCCACACGCAGCAGAUCCUGCUGCAGCGCCUCUGGUUCGUCAUGUUGGAGCAGCUCCUCAUGAAGUACAUCUGGAGCUCAGCUGGACUCUGCAUGGUGGCCCUGCCCAUCAUCACUGCCACGGGAUACGGCCCACACGACUCGGAGGAGGUGAAGCAGGCUGCCAUGGUGAUGAAGGAGGAGGAGCUUGUGAGCGAGCGGACGCAGGCCUUCACCACGGCCAGGAGCCUCCUGAACGCCGGGGCCGACGCCGUGGAGCGGAUCAUGAGCUCCUACAAGGAGGUGACGGAGCUGGCGGGCUACACGGCGAGGGUCUCUGACAUGUUCGACGUGUUCGAGGAGGUGAAGGAGGGGAUCUACCGUCGCUCGCCCGCAGGGGAGCAGGAGAGAGAGACAGCAGCAGCUCGACACCGACAGGAGCGCCUGGAGGCCAGAGGUCAGGUGAUCAGUGUGCAGAAGGGCAUUCGUUGUGAGAACCUGCCGAUCAUCACACCAACUGGAGACGUGGUCGUGUCCAGCCUCAACAUCCAGGUGGAGGAGGGGAUGAAUGUAUUGAUCACAGGUCCUAACGGCUGUGGGAAGAGUUCUCUGUUCAGGAUCCUGAGCGGCCUGUGGCCCGUCUACGGAGGGGUUCUGUUCCGGCCCGAGCCGGAGAACAUGUUCUACAUUCCCCAGAGGCCCUACCUGUCUGCGGGCUCUCUGAGGGAGCAGGUGAUCUAUCCGGACUCGGAGGAGGACAUGAGGCUCAGAGGAGUCGGUGAUGCUGACCUGGAGGAGAUCCUGCGCACCGUGCACCUCCUCUACAUCCUGGACCGAGAGGGAGGCUGGGAGGCGGUCAGUGACUGGCAGGACGUCCUGUCAGGAGGGGAGAAGCAGAGGAUGGGCAUGGCCCGCAUGUUCUACCACCGCCCCAGGUACGCUCUGCUGGAUGAGUGCACCAGCGCCGUGAGCAUCGAUGUGGAGGGAAGCAUCUUCCAGGCUGCAAAGGAUGCUGGGAUUGCUCUGCUGUCAAUCACUCACAGACCCUCCCUCUGGAAGUUCCACUCCCACCUGCUGCAGUUUGAUGGAGAAGGAGGCUGGAGGUUUGAGCCUCUGGACGCUUCCACCCGUCUGUCUCUACAGGAGGAGAAACGGCGUUUGGAGAGCCAGCUCUCUGGAAUUCCCAAGAUGCAACAGCGGCUGGCGGAGCUGUGUGUGCUGCUGGGGGAGGGGGAGGGGGAGGGGGGGCAGGGG